This is a messenger RNA of Camelina sativa (false flax), 966 nucleotides long. RefSeq names its product putative F-box/kelch-repeat protein At3g24610. NCBI's taxonomy places the organism in Eukaryota, Viridiplantae, Streptophyta, Magnoliopsida, Brassicales, Brassicaceae. The record is from RefSeq and is a predicted model, not a curated record. Gene Ontology annotation, molecular function: protein binding.
AUGGGUUGCACUGACAUGUCCCUAUAUGUAUGCUUAAGCUCCCCUCCUCCUGGACCAGUAACCACACGCUGGUUGAUCUGCCGCCUUGGAAGACCCCGAGACGCCAAGAAUAUGACUACUAACCGGCUGUAUCUCCUUCCCUCGUCCCCCUCUCAACCUUCAGAAUCUUCAGUCGUGGUGCUCGAAUGGGGUAUCUAUGUAAUCGGUGGGAAAAUAAACGGUAAGAACACGUCAAACGUGUUGGUUUUGGAUUGUAGGACUCACAAGUGGCAUCAGGUCUCCUCUAUGGGAGUGGCUCGCGCUUCUGCAGCGGCUGGUGUUGUAGACGGGAAAAUAUACGUGUUUGGAGGAUGCAAGGACAUGGACUCGUGGGCAGAGGUGUUUGACCCGAAGACGCAAAGUUGGAAUAUUCUACCAAGUCCAAGUUGGAAUCAAAGCCAUGAUUUGAUCCGUGGUAGUGUGGUGGUGGAUGAGAAGGUUUACGCGGUGAGUAAGGGGGGUAAUAGCGUCUAUUACUCGCCGAAUGAAGGUAAAUGGGGAAAAGGUAAUUGUGAUUCUUUUCUAAUAAACAAAAAGUUUUGUUUGAUAUGUGAAUUGUUGUACUGUUGUGAUACAAUGGGAUGUUUGUUUUGGUGUGAGGCUGAGAAGUUGAAGUGUCAUGAGUCGGAGGGCAUGGUUUGGACAAAAGUGAAGGGUUUGAAAACACUGCAGAUGAAUGUCUCCGGUUAUUAUUCGCGUUUUAGAACGGUACCUUUUGAUGGAGAGAUUGAGGAGUUGCCCACUUCGUAUACGUUCGAGGCUGGUGUUAGCAAAUUGAGCAACUUUGGUGGAAACAUUGUGGUCUUCUGGGAUAUUGUUGUGUUGGUCUUAAUGAGGGUUUGGAGAUUUGGUGCGCGGAGAUUUCUUUGGAGAGACGUGAGCCGGGCGAGAUUUGCGGGAAGAUUGAGUGGUCGGAAGCCGUCAUGA